This is a messenger RNA of Aspergillus lentulus, 756 nucleotides long. RefSeq names its product lytic polysaccharide monooxygenase auxiliary activity family 9 protein. The record is from RefSeq and is a predicted model, not a curated record. NCBI's taxonomy places the organism in Eukaryota, Fungi, Ascomycota, Eurotiomycetes, Eurotiales, Aspergillaceae.
AUGAGGUACAUUCCCACGGUAGUUGCCCUGACGGCGGCGCUGGCUCGCCCAGCUACUGCGCACUACAUCUUCAGCAAACUCGUGCUGAACGGCCAGGAGUCGCAGGACUGGCAGUACAUUCGGCAGACGACUCGGAGUGAAUGUUACAUGCCCACCAAGUGGACCUCCACUUACGACAAUCUGACUCCCAGUGACAGCGAUUUCCGCUGUAACCUAGGCUCGUUCAGCAACGCCGCCAAGACCGAGGUUGCAGAGGUCGCGGCCGGCGAUACGAUAGCGAUGAAGCUCUUCUACGAUGGUACGAUUGCGCAUCCCGGACCGGGCCAAGUUUAUAUGUCCAAGGCGCCAACUGGGAAUGUCCAGGAGUAUGAAGGCGAUGGCGAAUGGUUCAAGAUCUGGGAAAAGACCCUGUGUGAUGAGAGUGGCGACCUCACCAAGGGUGCCUGGUGCACCUACGGCAUGUCGGAGUUUGAGUUCCAGAUCCCCGAAGCGACUCCCCCCGGCGAGUAUCUCGUUCGUGCUGAACAUGUGGGUCUUCAUGGCGCGCAAAACAACGAGGCCGAGUUCUUCUACAGCUGCGCCCAAGUCAAGGUCACCGGCUCCGGCGGCGGGGCCCCGAGCCGUACGUACCAGAUUCCCGGUAUUUACAACGACAGCAUGACGCUUUUCAACGGUCUCAACCUCUGGACAGACUCUGCGGACAAGGUAGAGACGGAUAUUCUGGACACGCCUAUUGGGGAUGACGUGUGGAAGUGA